AUUUCCAAGACAACCACAACAUGAAUAGUCCUGUCGUCCUCGUCGCUGUGUUUUUGACUCUGACUGAGGCCAAAUUCUACAGACCUCCUCAGUAUUUUCCAUAUAAAGGUCCAGGUGCGCACUACGAACCAGGGAACCCCACCAGCCGACAUAAGAACCACUGCGCGUACGUUGUUGAAAAGUUGGUGUCAUUCACUGUCCAAGACGGAUCAGCUCCUUACGUCAAAGCUGAAUACAACAAGUGCACCUGGGGACAAAAAUGCCCGACUCUGCAAUAUCGACUGAUGUAUAAGCCCAUGUUUAAAGUGGAACAUAAAACUGUGACAGAGCUGGAGUGGCGCUGCUGUCCCGGGUACAACGGUUACGCCUGCAUGGAGGGGGCGUAUCAUCACUACGUGCCGCCGUUUAAAGGUCCACCAAUGAUGAAGGGUCCACCCAUGAUGAAGGGUCCACCCAUGAUGAAGGGUCCACCCAUGAUGAAGGGGCCCCCAAUGAGCAGGCCGCCAUUUCAAGAUCCCCAAUGGGCUCAACCUCACCUACCUUCAACCACAGGAUUUAACACUCAGGGACAUUUUGAUCCUCCAACCUCCUCCUCCUCGUCCUCGUCCUACCCAGACUCCUCCUUUGAGCCUCAUACAGCGGAGACUGAGCACCCGCCCGAACACGUAGACCCCCUCCAGCACCCGGACCCCCUCCAGCACCAGGACUCCUUGCAUCACCCGGGCCCCCUGCACCACGAGCACGGGCCUGUCUCCGAGCUCCACGGCCCAGAGGAACAUCUGCCAGAGGAGACUGUGGCUCCUGAAGCUCAAACCGUCACCAGUGCGAUGGAGGAGAGGCUGCUCCAGAUGGAGGAGGAAGUGCAGCGUUUGAAUCAUGGUCUGGAGACGCUGCGAGGCACAGUCCAGGCACUAGAGGGCAGUCUACGAGCCUCUCUCAGAGAAGACGCCAACAGAAUGCUCUCCACUCUGCUCUCCGCUGCCCCCGCCCCUGUGCAGGCUGCCGCCGCCGCCGCCUCGGGCUCCUCCUCUGUCGGUUUUGGAGAGAUUCCAGGAGACACUCACGCAGACGGCAUCGAUGGAGCGCAAACCAUCCCAGAAUUAACAGAACUAAAAGAAAAAGUAGAUGGUCUGAAAUCUGAGCUGCGGGUCAAAAUAUCAGAGCUGAAAGAGCUGAAAGCAGCAGUGAGCGGACACAACCAGGCGCUGAAAAAACUAUCGAACCAAAACUCCCGGGUCGUUUCUGAGGACAACAAAGCUCUAGAAACCAUGAUGGACACCAAGCUCAGCGCGGCCCGGACAGAGAUACUGGGAGGGUUUGAGAAACGAGUAGAAACAGCAGAGAACCGCUGUGUGGAGAAGGCUGGAGAUGUGCAGCAUCAGUGCAAGAAAGAACAAGGACUAACACAGCACCACCUACAGGACGCUUUAGUGGACAGCACCACAGAUUUAAAAACUGAGAUCAUUCAGCUUCAGCUGCAAAUCAACGACCUCAAAGCGACGAACAGCUGCUGUGGUCGAACGGCAGGUUUAGAGCAAAGACUGGACCUCCUGGAAACAUCGAUGACGGGACUGAACCAGUCACAGGGGCAUCUGCGGGUGGAGAUGAGCGGGCACAAGGACCACAUCGAGGGCGUUUUAGAGGGCCGCGUGGCGUACUUAGAGGAGAAGCUCAAUGUCACAGGACACAAUCAGAGUAACGACACUGAGAGGAGAAACGACGUGUUUGAGGCGGCGGAAAUGAGACUCACUAUAGAGGACAGAAUGGAGGCUAAGCUGAGGGCUCUGGAGAGUCGCCUUCUGACCGCUGUGGAGGAGCUGAGUAACGCUACUGCCCCCUCUCUGCUGGAGGGCCACGCCAUCCCCACACUGGAGACAGAGCUGGAGUCUCUGCAGAGCCGACUGGAGGUGGAUGUGGACAGAGUGCAGAAACAGAUCCAGAGUCUGGAGACGCUCUGCUCCUCGUCCUGCUCUCCCCCUCAAACCCCCUCCCCCGUCCAGGCAGACGCCAGCGUGAAUGAGCCAAACGUGAGCGGGACACUGGACGCUCAGACUGACCGCUUAAACAGACUCAACGCCACACUCCAGAGCCUCCUGAAGCACCUCCAGGAGCAGGACUCGCCCAUUCACGGGGAGCUCACAGUUCUGAAGUUCAACAUGUUUUCUGUGAACCACACGCUGAAGGGGCUGCAGGACCAGGUGGACCAGGCCAACAGCACGUGGCACGAGCGAGAGGCCCGGCUCGCCCAUCAGAUAAAGGGCGUGGUGCAGCUGGUCAGCCGCCAGGCCUCUAUGCUGGGCUCAGGAGAGCGCAGACUCACCCGCCUCAAGGGGGAGCUGUCGGACAUGAAGAGGAGAGUGGCCGAUGAGGUGAGGGGCUGCCGGAGCACAGCUAUGGGCGUUCAGAAGGAGGUGACGGAGGUGGGCGGGCGGGUGGCGAGCGUGGAGCAUCAGUGCAAAGGCCUGACCGUCCUGACAGAAGAUCUGGAGAGGAUCAGGGAGGAGCUGGAGAAACAGUCCACAGACGUCCUCCUGCAGGUGAACGGGACUCUGUCCAACCACACGCAGCAGCUCUCUGAGCUCAAACACGAACUCAGGAACUGCACGACCAGAACAGAAACAACGCAGAGUCUAGAGUCAGAGGAGGCUCCACGAGGAGACACCUUCAUUUUACAUUAACUCAUUUCCACUAAAGCUCACGUGACUUGACCUA
Periophthalmus magnuspinnatus is the source of this 2712-nucleotide messenger RNA. It is a transcript of the gene emilin3a, whose product is annotated as elastin microfibril interfacer 3a. NCBI's taxonomy places the organism in Eukaryota, Metazoa, Chordata, Actinopteri, Gobiiformes, Gobiidae. Gene Ontology annotation, cellular component: extracellular matrix. The record is from RefSeq and is a predicted model, not a curated record. The coding region runs from base 21 to 2678 and encodes 885 amino acids. Gene Ontology annotation, molecular function: protein binding. The transcript is spliced from 4 exons.